Messenger RNA from Eremothecium sinecaudum, 546 nucleotides. RefSeq lists its product as uncharacterized. The coding region runs from base 1 to 546 and encodes 181 amino acids. The record is from RefSeq and is a predicted model, not a curated record. NCBI's taxonomy places the organism in Eukaryota, Fungi, Ascomycota, Saccharomycetes, Saccharomycetales, Saccharomycetaceae. The transcript has a single exon.
AUGGACAGUUAUAAUAUCAAGCGAGAAAACCGUAAGAAAUUUCAAAACAAGGAGCGCUUAAAACGCCGCCACGCAACUCCUAGUGACCGUAAGUAUCACCAACAGGGUACUAAUGUUUCCCUAGGUGCUACCGAAACCCAACAAAAAGACAUUGAACCAGAACCGGAACUACUAUCCAAUGAACAUCGGUACUAUAGUGACUUAAAUAUUACUUAUAACGAUGAUACUUUCGAUCCAGAAGUCCUUUCGAAGCUUAAACAAGUCCUUGCUCAGCGCGAUUCCCUAACCACGGAUGGUUCCCGCCCGGGCGAAGCCACCGCAGUAACAGUGAAAGAAAUCAAAUCUAUGACCGUGGAUCAGCUUAAUACUCUUCUACAUGGUCAGAAGCAAAUUGGGGACCUUUCAGUAGGCUCUAAUGCUUCUUCUCAAGCUCCCGCUCAAGUUCCCCACUCUGCCGCCGACGCCACCGAUACCCCUCCUCAACUUCCCCGGUCUGUACCACGUGACCUUCAUGCGGAUGAGGAUUUCCUCGAGUCGCUGUUAUAA